AUGCUCACAUCAGGAGUCGGUACCACCGAUACCGUACCUUCCGGGUGUCUGGUCACCUUGAGAUUGACUUUUUCCACGAUAGCAGAUUUGAGCGAGGGGGUCGUGGUCCCCCCGCCCCUCUCCCCUUGUCAGAUGUCGACGCGGGGGGACAGGGACAAGAAUCCCCCUCGCGCCGUUCUUCAGGGUUCCGAAGCCCCAAAGGUUUUUUCCAAGAGACCUAUUCCUCUUGCCCCUUUUUCCACUCAUGCUCGGAUAACGGGGAUCGCGAGCAUGCCUGAAAGAUCUUGGAUUCACACUACCAUACGUCGGCGCAAAAAACACCCAGAUAACAGCGUUGUACGCCAAUCAGGCGUAUCACUAGGGGCCAGCGCCGGCGUCACUCAAAGGUUAGCACCCUGUACCGGAGGAGGAGCGAAUCUCAACUCAACUCAACAGUGCACGAUGUGCCAACCCAAGGACACCUUCGCAACAACUCAAUUCAACUUAUUUCAACAGCUCAUACAUGCAGUGCGCAUCAAUGUAGCGACAGCGCAUACCACUCCGCAAUGCAACGCUGUACUCCGGAAUUGGUUGACAGAUCAUGCAGUGUGCACCGGCGCAGCGAAGCAAAGCGAUGGCACGAACAUUCUUGCAGUUAAUAUUAUGUCUCUGUUGCUGGUUGAGGUCACACAAUGCGCACCGAUGCUAGGACGACACAUGCCUUCCCACAAUGCAUCACUGUGCCACUGCAGUCAAUAUACAGAUCCUGUGGUGCAUUCCAGUGCAACAUCAAUAUACGUAUUUCCGCAAUAUGAUAUUUUAUCCCUGCAGUUGGUUACAGGUUAUGGAGUAUGCACAGCGGCAGUGACAGUCCAUGCGCCCCCGCAGUACAGCAAUAUAUCCUACCGACAGUCACGGACCGACAGCAGUUAA
Messenger RNA from Wasmannia auropunctata (little fire ant), 912 nucleotides. RefSeq lists its product as uncharacterized. The record is from RefSeq and is a predicted model, not a curated record. Bases 1 to 912 code for a protein of 303 amino acids. Lineage: Eukaryota; Metazoa; Arthropoda; Insecta; Hymenoptera; Formicidae. The transcript is spliced from 8 exons.